AGUGAACUAAAAGCAUAAGCUAACAAAUCAUAUAUUUCGCCUUCCCACCACAAAUGUUUUCGGCCAGCAAAAUUGCUUGUUAAGUUAAUGCUGCAUAUAUGACAGGCCCACACGACAUCGACAGCGACUGAGACACAAUGAGCCGCCAACACCAGCGGCACCACCACCUGCCGCACCAUCAGCAGCAGCCGCUGCAACAGCAGAUGCCGCAGCAGCAGCAGCAGUUGACGGCGCAGCAGCAGCAGCAACAGCAGCUCCUCAUGGCGGAGCACGCGGCGGCCGCGGAGGCGGCGGAGCUGUUCGACCUGCUGUGCGUGGCCACCACGAUGCGCCAGAUCCUGGCGCUCCAUCGGGCCAUGUGCGAGGCGGUGGGUCUGCGGCCGUCGCCCCUCAACGACUUCUAUCCGCGACUCAAGGCCAAGGUGCGCUCGUGGAAGGCGCAGGCGCUGUGGAAGAAGUUCGACGCCCGGGCAGCCCAUCGGGUCUACGGGAAGGGAGCCGCCUGCUCCGGCACCCGCGUCCUGGUCAUCGGAGCCGGGCCGUGUGGCCUGCGCACCGCCAUCGAGGCCCAGUUGCUGGGCGCCAAGGUGGUGGUGCUGGAGAAACGCGAUCGCAUCACCCGCAACAAUGUCCUGCAUCUGUGGCCCUUUGUCAUCACGGAUCUGCGCAAUCUGGGCGCCAAGAAGUUCUACGGCAAGUUCUGUGCCGGCUCCAUCGAUCACAUCUCCAUCCGGCAGCUGCAGUGCAUGCUGCUCAAGGUGGCACUGCUCCUGGGCGUGGAGAUCCACGAGGGCGUCAGCUUUGAGCACGCCCUAGAGCCCUCCGGCGAUGGAGGCGGCUGGAGGGCAGCGGUCAGCCCCGCCGACCAUGCCGUCUCUCACUACGAGUUCGAUGUGCUGAUCGGGGCGGAUGGCAAGCGGAAUAUGCUCGACUUUCGGCGGAAGGAGUUCCGCGGCAAGCUGGCCAUCGCCAUCACGGCCAACUUUAUCAACAAGAAGACGGAGGCGGAGGCCAAGGUGGAGGAGAUUAGCGGCGUGGCCUUCAUCUUCAACCAGGCCUUCUUCAAGGAGUUGUACGGAAAGACGGGAAUCGACCUGGAGAACAUCGUGUACUACAAGGACGAGACGCACUACUUUGUGAUGACGGCCAAGAAGCACAGUUUGAUCGACAAGGGCGUCAUUAUCGAGGACAUGGCCGAUCCCGGCGAGCUGCUGGCCGCCGCCAAUGUGGACACCCAGAAGCUGCACGACUAUGCCCGCGAGGCGGCCGAGUUCUCCACCCAAUACCAAAUGCCCAAUCUGGAGUUUGCCGUCAAUCACUACGGCAAACCGGAUGUGGCCAUGUUCGACUUCACCUCGAUGUUCGCCGCCGAGAUGUCGUGUCGCGUGAUCGUGCGGAAGGGCGCCCGCCUGAUGCAGUGCCUCGUGGGCGACAGCCUGCUGGAGCCCUUUUGGCCCACCGGUUCGGGCUGUGCCCGCGGCUUCUUGUCCAGCAUGGACGCCGCCUAUGCCAUCAAGCUGUGGUCCAAUCCGCAGAACAGCACACUCGGGGUGCUGGCGCAGCGCGAGAGCAUCUACAGGCUGCUCAAUCAGACCACGCCGGACACCCUGCAGCGGGACAUCAGUGCCUACACCGUGGACCCGGCCACGCGGUAUCCGAACCUCAACAGGGAGUCGGUCAACAGCUGGCAGGUUAAGCACCUGGUCGACACGGACGACCCGGCCAUUCUGGAGCAGACCUACAUGGACACCCAUGCCCUGCAGACGCCGCAUGCGGACACGCCGGGCAGGAGGAAGCGACGCAGUGGAGAUCUUUUACCCCAGGGAGCCACUUUGCUGAGGUGGAUAAGCGCCCAGCUGCAUGCCCACCAGUUUAUUGGGGAGCUCAAGGACGCUUCGGAUGUGUUCCGCAAUGGACGCGUUCUCUGUGCGCUAAUUAAUCGCUAUCGCCCCGAUCUCAUCGACUUUGCCGCCACCAAGGACAUGAGUCCCGUGGAGUGCAACGAGCUGGCCUUCGCCGUCCUGGAGCGCGAACUGCACAUCGAUCGCAUCAUGAGCGCCAAGCAGUCGCUCGACCUGACCGAUGUGGAGUCGCGCCUUUGGCUCAACUAUUUGGACCAGAUUUGCGAGCUCUUCCGCGGCGAAAUCCCGCACAUCAAGCACCCCAAGAUGGACUUUAGUGAUUUGAGGCAGAAGUAUCGCAUCAACCACACGCACGCUCAGCCUGACUUCUCCAAGCUGUUGGCGACGAAACCGAAGGCCAAGUCGCCGAUGCAGGAUGCCGUGGAUAUACCGACGACAGUGCAACGGCGUUCGGUGCUGGAGGAGGAGCGGGCCAAGCGGCAGCGUCGCCACGAGCAACUGCUCAACGUCGGAGGUGGUGCAGCGGGAUCAGCCGCCGGAGCUGCCGGCAGCGGAAGCGGAACGGGAGCCACCACGCAGCUGGGUCAAAAUGAUACGCCACGUCGGUCGAAGAAGCGCCGCCAGGUGGAUAAGACCGCCAAUAUUGAGGAGCGCCAGCAGCGCUUGCAGGAGAUCGAGGAGAAUCGGCAGGAGCGGAUGAGCAAGCGGCGCCAGCAGCGCUACCACCAGACACAGAACUUCUACAAGAGCCUGCAGCUCCUGCAGGCGGGCAAGCUUCUGAGGGAGGAGGGUGGCGAGGCCGGUGUGGCCGAGGAUGGCACCCCCUUCGAGGACUACUCGAUAUUCCUCUACCGCCAGCAGGCGCCCAUCUUCAACGAUCGCGUCAAGGAGCUGGAGCGGAAGCUUCUGUUUCCCGAUCGCGAACGGGGAGACAUUCCCUCGGCGUUGCCGCGCACCGCAGACGAGCAGUUCAGCGAUCGCAUCAAGAACAUGGAGCAGCGGAUGACGGGACGCGGUGGCCUCGGUGGCGACAAGAAGCCCAAGGAUCUGAUGCGGGCCAUCGGCAAGAUCGACUCGAACGACUGGAAUGUGCGCGAGAUCGAGAAGAAGAUCGAGCUGUCCAAGAAGACGGAGAUCCACGGGCCCAAGGGGCGCGAGAAGGUGCCCAAGUGGAGCAAGGAGCAGUUCCAGGCGCGCCAGCACAAGAUGUCCAAGCCGCAGCGCCAGGAUUCGCGCGAGGCGGAGAAGUUCAAGGACAUCGACCAGACGAUACGCAACCUGGACAAGCAGCUGAAGGAGGGACACAACCUGGACGUGGGCGAGCGGGGUCGCAACAAGGUGGCCUCCAUUGCCGGCCAGUUUGGCAAGAAGGAGGAUGGCAAUUCGGAUGAGAAGAAUGCGGGUAGCACCACCACCAACACCAACAACACAGUCAUACCCAAAUCAAGUUCCAAGGUGGCGCUGGCCUUCAAGAAGCAGGCUGCCUCCGAAAAGUGCCGCUUCUGCAAGCAAACGGUCUACCUGAUGGAGAAGACCACCGUCGAGGGAUUGGUCCUGCAUCGCAAUUGCCUUAAGUGCCACCACUGCCACACCAACUUGCGCCUGGGCGGCUACGCCUUCGAUCGGGACGAUCCGCAGGGGCGGUUCUACUGCACCCAGCACUUCCGGUUGCCGCCCAAACCGUUGCCACAGCGCACAAACAAGACCAGGAAAUCCGCUGCCGCUCAACCCGCCUCGCCUGCCGUUCCACCAGCAGGAGGAUCUCUGCCCUCUGCAGCGGCUGAGCCCAUGGAGACCACUCCGCCCAGGGACCAAGUGGAUCUGCUGGAGACCUCGCGGGCCACUGCCUCUGCGGAUGCCAUGUCCGAUGACGAGGCCAAUGUCAUCGAUGAGCACGAGUGGUCGGGCCGCAACUUCCUGCCCGAAUCGAACAAUGAUUCCCAGUCCGAGCUAUCCAGUUCGGAUGAAUCAGACACGGAGUCGGAUUCGGAGAUGUUUGAGGAGGCGGACGAUUCGCCCUUCGGCGCUCAGACCCUCCAACUGGCCUCGGAUUGGAUUGGAAAGCAGUACUGUGAGGAUAGCGAUGACUCUGAUGAUUUCUACGAUUCUAGUGAAGGUAUAGCGGAUGAUGGUAAGGAUGACACCGAGGGCGAGGAGUUCAAAAAGGCCCGCGAGUUGCGACGCCAGGAGGUUCGCCUGCAGCCGCUGCCCGCCAAUCUGCCCACGGAUACGGAGACCGAGAAGCUUAAGUUAAACGUUGACAAUAAAGAGAAUGUGGCCGAUGGCAGCUCUCUGAAGUCGGCCAAUUCCUUUGAGUCCGCCCGCAGUCAGCCGUCCACGCCCCUUUCCACGCCCACUCGCGUCGAGAUGGAGCAACUGGAGCGGAAUGCUCCUCGCAAGUUUAGCAGCGAAAUUGAGGCGAUCAGCGAGAAGCUUUACCACAUGAACAACAUGAUGAAGAUGAACAAAGACUUGGAGGUGCUGGCCAAGGAGAAUCUGGUGAAGAGCGACAUUCUGCGCAAGCUCACGCUGAAGGAGAAGUGGCUGGCGGAGAAUGCGGCCAUAGCAGCUGGCCAGAAGGUAGUACCAACUCCAAGUCCAAGUGCUGCCACAGCACUCCAACCCAAGUCCAAGUUUGAUGAGAAGUUCGAGAAGGUGGUGAGUCCACCACCUCAACCGUUGGCCGAGGCCAAACCAAAGCCCGUAAUAGAUUUCAAUCUGGAUGAGCUGAAGCCGCGAAAACCCAACUUCGAAGAGCGACCCAAGGAGCAGCUGCCUAAACCUGAGGGCUUGAAGAAACUACCCCAGCCAAAGACCAAAACCAGCAGCACCAAUGUGAGCCGAUCCAACAGCUUAAAGAGCAACGCCAGCAACGGGAGUCCAAAGGUGAAGAAAAGUCCCAUUGGGGAAAUCCUAGGAACCAUUAAAAAGAUUCAACGGCAGAACAGUAGCGAUCAGGAUGAAGAUAUGGAUGUAGAUCUCGAUGGAGAUGCCGAUGUGGAAGUGGGAAGACCACCCAAUAAAGAGCUCAAUAGCAAGCUGAAGGAGAUCCAGGUCAGCAGUUUUGCCGGCACCAUGGAUCACAUUAGAUCCCAGCUGACGAUGCCCACGGUCAGUGCCCAGGCACCAGCCUCCAUGGACCUCUCCAAGUACUUUCCCAACCAAAAGCAAGAGAAGAGCUCCUCGAGCAGCACAAACAAGAACCAGGUUACCUUGAAGGAUGUCAAUCUGGCCAAGUACUUUCCCAGCAGUCCGGCUCCCCAGCGAAGAACGGUGGAAACAGUGGCCGAUCGACUGAAGAAGUCACAGACUGAGGCUUCACUGGCCAAGUCCAAGGAGCAGGAGGAGAUCAAGGCCAAGAAACCGGAGGAGAAAGGAGGGCAGGCUAAAAAGAAUCCAGAGAAGGUGGCGGAUACAAAGCCAGUGCCACCCAAACGACAAGCCUCAUUGGACACCUUUAGCUUGAGGGAUCACCAGAUGGAUGGAGCAUUGGAUCUAACCAAAAAGAAGGCUCCCGCGAAGGCAACCUCGGCGGUAAAGAAGCCUGUAAAAUUGGGAAGUGCCACCACCCUGACGAAGGCAACAGCUACCUCAAAAGGAAAGACCAUUAAGAUUGUAAAGAAAAUCGUACCCAAGGGAACCAAGGCUAAGAAGGCGGCAGCUCAGGAAGCCGCUGCAAUCGAAGCCCCUGCUCCUCCCGAGAAGGAGCCACCCAAAGAUGAGGCCGAGCGAAUAUUGGAUGAAAUUCUGGGAGAUGGAGAAGUCCGCUCACCCAGUUCCGAAUAUCAGCGGCUGUUUGCGGAUGAAAAAUCACCCAGCGAUCUGUCCGACAAUAUUGAUAGAAUACUCGAGGAAACGGGUUUGGAUCUGGAACUCGGUCUGCCCAGGCGCAGCAGUAAGAAACUGGUGAAAACCAAAUCCCUGGGCGAGGGUGAGUUCGAUUUAAAACCAGGAAAGGAGCGACUAACUGGAGUACAGAACAUCCUCAAGCGAUUCGAGUCGAUGAGCUCGGUUACCUCGAUGAAUUCGCAGAAUAGCGAUGAGCAGGCGGCAUUCAAGUUGCGCCGCAUGGAGUCAACCACCAGCAAUCUGAGCAGCCUGACCCGCUCCCGGGAAUCCCUGGUCUCUGCCAGCGAAUCGAUGAGUGAUCUGGAGAAGACCAUGGACUACCUGCGCAACGAAUGGCGCAAUGAGGCCACCAACUUUCUGCAAAAGAAGCGUGACAAGUUCUACGCCAAAAAGGAGGAGCAAAAGGAGGCCAAGGCCAAACCAGUGCAAUAUCGCGAUUCCAAACUGGCCAAGUUCUUUGGUUUAAGCACUCGCAAGUCACCUGAGAAGCGAAAGUCUCCGAUUAAGAAAAAGAAAUCCCCAUCGAAAACGCCAAAGGUGACCAAGGCCAACAAUUCACUAGAGGAGCUGGCCAAGAUCAGUAAUGUUCGCCAGGCCAAGCAGGCUCAGAAAAAGGCCCCCAAGCAUAUAGAAAAGAAACCCCUGAAGCCAGCCAGUCCUGUUCCAGAUGAUUUUGCGAUUCUUGAUCUGCUCGAGAAAGCCACCGAAGCCAAGGAACUGGAGCGCUCAAAGACGAAGAGUCCAGCUGUGGACGCACUGAUUCCAGAGAAGCCAAUAGAAGCUGUAGUAGAAAUUCCCUUACCCUUAUCCUUACCCCUACCCGUAGAAGACAUUAAAAAUCUACCCAAAACCGGGUGUGACAAGUCCUCGAACAGCUCACGUCGUGGCUCCCAAUCCAGUUUGGUGAUGUCGCGACGGCAGUCGGAGAUCUCGCUGACCGAGAAGCUCAACCAGGAGGCCCUGGUGGCCCUGAGUCACCUGGAAAAGGAAAGAGAGGCGGAGCAGGUGGACGAACUGUUCCAGAGCAUGGUGGAGGAAAUGGAGGAGCAGCAGCCCCUGGAGGAGGACAUCGAUGCGGACUCACUGUGCACCACCAUCAGCAAGAGUCCCAGUGCUCAGCCAGUCACGGUGGUGAAGCGGGGCAGCUCUGAGGAUCAGAGCAUUGAGAAGCUCUUUGGGCACUUUUCCGACGAGAUGCUGGUAAAUGUGGAGUUCGAUUCGAAUGAUGAGCUGGUGGGGAUUACACCCAGGGCCACACUUGUUUCCCGAAACACAGCCGAUCGGGAUUACCUGGAUAAACUGGAGUCUUUGGAACGCGAUGAGGAGGCUCUUCAGCCGGCUAUUAAUGAGAAAUUCAAGCAGGAGAAUUGCCUAGAUGAAGUGGAUGGCCUGCACUUCCCAUCGCGCCCACAACGUAGACCCAAAAGCAGUUCAUCUUCCAGUGAACCCUCGCUUCCUGUGGCUCCCCAACGGUUAAAGAAGAAGCUAUCCAAAAUAGAUCCCGAGGAUAUGGCUCCAUCUGUGCAGGAUCUCUUGCAUCAGGUUUACAUCAAGAAUAUUCAACCUGAAGCGGUGGAGGUAAUUCCUGUUCAAGACAGACAAACUUUGAGGUUUCCCAGCAUGUUGGAAGAAGCGGCUGUGGAUGAAGUGGAUCAUCCCAAAGAGGCUUUUAAAGAAAAUGAAUCUUCUUCAGAAGAAAUCAAGAUGGAGACUGUAAGCGAACCAAAAGAGAUUCCCCAGGAGAUUCCAACUCCCAGCAAACCUCCAAUAAGUCUGAGUAACUCGCUGAAAAGUGAGAAUUCCUCCGGCAGCAGUCUAGUGGAGAUACCAAAGAUAAUUACGCCACCCAAGUCGGAUUCGGAUUGGGACAUGGAGAAGCUGCCUGCUUCACCGAUGCCACGUCGAAGGCCGCUACACAAUCCUCCAACAGCCAAGGUGGCCAGCAAGGAGAGCUCCUUGGAGUGGGACAUGGAGAAGCUGCCCAACAGUCCCAUGUUGCCGCGGCGGAACAAGAUGCGCCCCAUCUCACCGGGCACCAGUUCCGUUCAGCUCUUGAACAACCUGACCUCCGAUGCCGAUGAAGAGGCGGCCCAGCGACGCGUCAUCGAGGAUUUCGAGCAGGAGCGACGGCAGGCGCUGAUCAAGCGCGACGAGAGCUUCGAGGCCAUUGCGGCGGAGCAGCGAAGACGCGACUCCUUGCAGAGCAGCAGCAACUCCAGUGGCAAGCGCAGUUUGCCACCACCCACACCACCGACUAUAGGUUCCCGUCGUGGCACCACUCAGGAUACGAAUCGCACCCAGGACACCACGCGACACGAAGGCACACCGCCCAUGUUCAAGAAACUGGAUGUGGAUGGCAGCGCCACCACUUCAAUGGACUCCACCGCCUGCUCCACGCGGCGCAGCUCGUUUGCAUUUAUUGAGUUGCAGGACAACAAACCGGUGAUUGUGCCCAUGCCCAAGAAACUGAAGCUCCCCAAGCCGGAGCAGCCCAGAUUUGUGCCCGAACCGGUGGCCACGGAUGAGCCCGUGCCCGAGGUGUUUCAGGGUCGCUCGUGGCCCAAGGCGCAGCUGGAGGGGGAACUGGAUAAUCCGGAGGAUCUGGAGGAUGAGGAGGCUCAGGCAGAGAGGCUAAGGAUGCAGCUGCCCGAGUACGCUCGCUCGGAUUCCCCGCCAUCGGCUGCUUUUAAGAAUCGCAAGUGGCCCGAUGGAAAGACCGUUUUCGAUAAGCGUGCCGAGUCCCUCGAGGAAGAGGAUAUAUUCGCGGGACUACUGUCGCCCAGGAAAAGAGGUUCCCAGAGAUUCAAGGACAAGCCGCGCUCCCAAUCGCCGCAGCCCUUUAAACCGCUGGCCAAUAGCUCCCGGCAGAGCUCCAAGUCGCAGAGUGAUCUCAAGAAGGGUCCCUCUAUGCAGUCAUUGUCGGCGCAAUCCAGCCAGGACACGGACACCAUCUCCACCACCACCACAGUGGCCACCGCACGUCCAGUGAGCUAUGUCAGCCUGGCGGAUCCCAUGGACGCCAGUACCCAGGCAUUACUGGAUCGGAGCAAGCGGUUGCACAACCGCAAGAGGGAUUUCGUGAACGAGCGAGUGGUUGAGCGUAAUCCCUAUAUGAGGGAGGUGCUCCGCAACACGGAUCGCCGGGAGUCGUACUCGGAUGUGGAUGAGGAUCUGACCAGCUACAGGCCAAGGCACUAUGCGAGCUCCAGCUCCACACUUAAUCGUUUUCCUAAUACGUCUGCGACCAGGAAGAGCACCUAUAACGACUACCUCAGUCCCAGCAGUGAUUAUCUGACCAGGCGAAGCUACAUCCCCUCGAGCAGCAGCUACUAUCCAUCGACCAGCACGCGAAGCUCCCACCUGAGCGAUCUCUUCCGGCGACGCAGCCCCGCCAGCGGAUCAGGAUCCGCAUCCGCAUCACUUUCCGGCUACGGCAACAAAGAGUCGUGCGUCCAAACCGAAUCCGAGAGCACCUCGCCCGACGAGGUGGAGCUCAACUCUGCCACUGAGAUAUCCACCGACUCCGAGUUCGACAACGAUGAGAUUAUACGCCAGGCGCCCAAAAUCUUCAUCGAUGACACCCAUCUAAGGAAGCCCACAAAGGUUCAGAUCAAGUCCACCAUGAUCGGACCCAAUGCUGCUGCCGCCGGUCUCCACCAGAAGCAGUUGGCGGCGCGGGAGAAGGGCGGCAGCUACCUGCAGAAGUACCAACCGCAGCCGCCACUGCCGCAGUUCAAGCCGCUGGUCCAAGUGGAUCCCACCCUGCUUAUUAGUAGCCAGCGUGCUCCGCUCCAGAAUCCCCGGCCGGGCGACUACCUGCUGAACAAGACGGCCAGCACCGAGGGCAUCGCCUCCAAGAAGAGCCUGGAGCUGAAGAAGCGCUACCUGCUGGGCGAGCCGGCCAAUGGCAACAAGAUCCAGAAGUCGGGAUCCACCUCGGUGCUGGACUCGCGCAUCCGCAGCUUCCAGUCGAACAUCUCGGAGUGCCAGAAGCUGCUCAAUCCGAGUAGCGAUAUAAGUGCCGGCAUGCGCACCUUCCUGGAUCGCACAAAACUAGGAGAGGGCAGUCAAACCACCAACGAGCUAAUCCGCUCCGCCACCAGCAAUGUGAUCAACGAUCUGCGCGUGGAGCUGCGGAUACAGAAGACCCCGUCCAGUCAUUCCACGGACAACGAGAAGGAAAAUGUGUUUGUGAACUGCAAGAACGAGCUGAACAAGGGCAUGGAGUACACGGAUGCGGUGAAUGCCACGCUGCUCGACCAGCUGGCCAGGAAGAGUUCGCCCACCACGCCAACGAAUAAUAAGACGGUGAUUGAGGUCAUUGACCUGGUUACUCCGGAGAAACCGGUGGAUAUUAUCGAUCUAACCGCGCUGGAGACGCCCAAAAUGGAGGUGGAUGAACGCCACACACCCGACAGCAACAAGAUCAGUGAGCUGAAGGAGGAACCAAUACCGGAUGUGUCGCGGGAUGUGAAGGAAUGCAUACCGGAUAUACUGGGUCACAUCAAGGAGGGAACGGGAGCGGAGGAGCAGCAGAGUCUCCUUGAACAGUCGGACGAGGAGAAGCGCGAUUCGCCCGAGAAGGAUGUGGCCGAGCAUGAGCUGUAUGAAACGGUGGACAGUGUGCAGAUCCAGGUGCCCAAUAUACCGUGGGACAAGACCAAGCCGGAGGUCAUGUCCACCACCGGCAGCAGUGGCUCCAUUUGCUCCAGCUCAGACUCUUCAAGCAUUGAGGACAUCCAGCACUACAUUCUGGAGUCCACGACCAGUCCGGAUACCCAAACAGCGGGUGGUGGAAAGCACAAUGUGCCCCGCUUGGAGGUUCACGACACAAGUGGCGCUCUGAUGCAGGUGGACAGCCUGAUGAUUGUAAAUGGAAAGUAUAUCGGAGAUCCCGAGGAUGUCAAGUUCUUGGACAUGCCCGCCAAUGUUAUUGUUCCGCCUGCUGCGGCGGUAAAAACGAACGAACUGGAAAUGGAGGAUGACCAUGAGACGGAGCCAGUGACUGCUACUCCGGAGCCAGCUGAAUGCACGGUCAUCAGUGCUGCUCCUCCUCCGCUGCCCGAGAUGGGGCCACCCAAACUGAAGUUCGACAGCAAGAACGAGAACAAGAUCGAGAGCCUGAAGAAUCUUCCCUUGAUCGUGGAGAGCAAUGUGGAGCACAGCCAGGCAGUGAAGCCCGUUACGCUUAAUUUGAGCAAUUUGGCCAGAACGCCGGACACACCGACCACGCCCACAGCGCAUGACAGCGACAAAACGCCCACAGGGGAGGUGCUCUCCCGAGGAUCCGACUCGGAAACGGAGCACACGGGCACUGGUCAUGUUUUAACGGAAACGGAACUCUCCGACUGGACGGCCGACGACUGCAUCUCGGAGAACUUUGUGGACAUGGAGUUUGUGCUGAACUCCAACAAGGGCACGAUGAAGCGGCGCAAGGAGCGUCGACGCAGUGGAGCCAACAAGCUGCCCAGCGGCAACGAGGUUAUCCAUGAGUUGGCCCGUCAGGCGCCAGUGGUGCAGAUGGAUGGGAUUCUCAGUGCCAUCGACAUUGAUGACAUUGAGUUCAUGGACACGGGAUCGGAGGGCUCCUGUGCCGAGGCUUAUUCCGCCACGAAUACGGCGCUCAUUCAGAAUCGAGGCUACAUGGAGUACAUCGAGACGGAACCCAGGAAGGCGACCCGCAAGGCAACGCCACCAUCUUGUUACCCUGGGAAUCUACCGCCUUUGGUGACGAAGCGGGAUGAGAAACUGGGCAUUGAUUACAUUGAGCAGGGGGCGUACAUCAUGCACGAUGAUGCCAAGACUCCCGUGAAUGAGGUGGCUCCCGCCAUGACCCAAUCCCUGACAGACUCCAGCACGCUCAACGAACUGGAUGAUGAUAGUAUGGGUGGAUUGGGUCUAUCCCAAACCCAUGCGACCACAACAGAGGAAAGUGAGGCCUUGACGGUGGUCACCAGCCCACUGGACACCUCCUCGCCGCGGGUGCUCGAUCAAUUCGCCUCCAUGUUGGCGGCGGGCAAGGGUGAAUCCACGCCAAGCAGCUCGGAGCAGCAGCCAAAGACCUCGACGGUGACCAGCAGCAGCACGGGGCCCAAUUCCUCGACGCCUGGGAAUGCCUCUAAGGAGGGGCAGCCAGAGGAGGAUCUGCAGAUUCAGUUCGAGUAUGUGCGAGCCCUGCAGCAGCGCAUCUCGCAGAUCAGCACCCAGCGGCGCAAGAGCUCCAAGGGAGAGGCCAACGCACCUGUGAUAGAAUCGGUGGAGGAUCCAGCGAAGCCCGCGGAGGAAGCUGCCGUAACGAUGCGUCCCCGAAGCACCAGCAUCUCGGGCAAGGUACCCGAAAUACCCACGCUCAGCAGCAAACUGGAGGAGAUCACCAAGGAGCGCACCAAGCAGAAGGAUCUGAUCCACGACCUGGUCAUGGACAAGCUGCAGUCGAAGAAGCAGCUGAAUGCCGAGAAGCGGCUGCACAGGAGUCGCCAGCGCAGUCUGCUGACCAGCGGCUAUGCCAGUGGCGCCAGUCUGAGUCCCACGCCCAAGCUGGCGGCUGCCUGCAGUCCGCAGGAUUCCAACUGCUCCAGCCAGGCGCAUUACCACGCCUCCACGGCGGAGGAGCGACCAAAGGUGCAGGCGGCGGAGAGGCCUUUGCAGAAGUCAGCCACAUCCACCUAUGUGUCGCCCUAUCGCACUGUCCAGGCGCCCACGCGCAGUGGUGAUCUCUACAAGCCGCGUCCCUUUAGCGAGCACAUCGAUGCGAGUGUUUUGACGGGCUACAAGCUGGGCAAGACGGCUUCGUUUAAUGGCGGCAAGUUAAGUGACUUUGUCACGCCCAUUGCUCCGGCAAGAGUUAAUCGAGGAGGAGGAGGAGCUGCGGCAGCGGAUAUCUCCGCCUCAACGGAGAACUUGAGGAGCGAAGCGCGGGCCAGGGCGCGUCUCAAGUCCAACACAGAGCUGGGCCUGAGUCCCGAGGAGAAGAUGCAGUUGAUACGCUCGCGGCUGCACUACGACCAAAGCAGAGCCCUCAAGCCGAAGCAGCUGGAGGAGAUGCCGUCCGGCGAUCUGGCUGCCCGUGCCCGCAAAAUGAGUGCCUCGAAGAGUGUCAACGAUCUGGCCUACAUGGUGGGCCAGCAGCAGCAGCAGGAGCAGCUGGAAAAGGAUGUUGUACUGCAGGCCAAAACGGCCGACUUUACAUCCGAUCCGAACUUGGCAACCGGUGGCCAGGAGAAGGCGGCGAAAACAAAGUCCGGGCGCAGGCCAAAGGAUCCGGAAAGGCGCAAGAGUCUCAUACAGUCGUUGUCCAGCUUCUUCCAGAAGGGUUCUGCCUCCGCGGUCAGCAGUUCCAAGGAGCAGGGCGUCCCUGUGGCUGCCGGCCACUCUGAGCAGUCAGAGCGACCCGGCACCAGCAGCAGCGGCACGCCCACAAUCUCGGAUGCGCCGGCAGGAGGCGGCGGAGGAGGAGGAGGCGUCUUCAGUCGGUUCCGCAUCUCGCCCAAGUCCAAGGAGAAGUCCAAGGACAAGGAUAUGCUGGUCUGCAGUGCAGCUGCAGCAGGAGCAUCACAGACAUCACAGAAUCACUCGCAAGAGUAUCUGAACAACGGUCGCUAUCGAAAGCAAACGAACACUGCGAAACCGAAACCCGAAUCGUUCUCUUCAUCCAGUCCGCAGCUCUACAUACACAAGCCCCACCACCUGGCCGCAGGUCACCCGACGGCCCUGGACGACCAGACACCACCGCCCAUACCGCCUCUGCCACUGAAUUAUCAGAGAUCCGAUGAUGAGAGCUACGCUAACGAGACACGGGAGCAUAAGAAGCAACGUGCCAUAUCGAAGGCUUCGCGACAGGCUGAGCUCAAGCGAUUGCGAAUCGCUCAAGAGAUUCAGCGGGAACAGGAGGAGAUUGAGGUGCAGCUGAAGGACCUGGAGGCACGCGGCGUGCUUAUUGAGAAGGCCCUGCGGGGCGAGGCGCAGAACAUUGAAAACCUGGAUGCGACGAAGGACAACGACGAGAAGCUACUUAAGGAACUUUUGGAGAUUUGGCGCAACAUCACAGCACUAAAGAAACGCGAUGAGGAACUGACUAUAAGGCAACAGGAACUGCAACUGGAGUAUCGGCAUGCCCAGCUCAAGGAAGAGCUCAAUCUGCGCUUGUCCUGCAACAAACUGGACAAAAGCUCCGCCGAUGUGGCCGCCGAGGGUGCAAUACUCAACGAGAUGCUGGAAAUUGUCGCCAAGCGAGCCGCCCUACGACCCACAGCCUCCCAACUCGACCUCACGGCAGCGGGAUCGGCAUCGACCUCAGCCGAGGCAACGGGCAUUAAGCUGACCGGACAACCGCAUGACCACGAAGAAUCAAAUAUUUGAAUAGCAAACUUUCCCUGGGGUCUGCUGGUCUGCGAAGUUCUGCAAGGACUUUUGAGCCUAAAUACUUAAGAUGAAACUGGGGAGAACGUACCAAAAAGGCAGCUGAAUAUACAAAUUUAACAAUACUAAAACCCAUGAGCUGUAGCCGAAACGAGCAACUAACUAUUCAAAGUGAUUGAGCUGGCAGAGAACAAUUUCGAUAUAUAUUUAAGUAGUGAGCAUAACUAAUUUUGGAGAAGCGCGCAAGGUUAAUGUAAAAAACAGGCAGAGAGGAAAUCAAAACCAAAAACUAAUUUCGCAAUUUGAGAGUAAGGAGUAGCAUUGUUUUUCGGAGAAUAACUUUAGUUCCGUAUUCAAUCUAAUUGUAUGCUUAGUAGUCGUUGCCACUGAAAUCUGUCUGAUCUUUGUAUGUCCUGGCAAUAUGUUGUGUUUUAUUUAAUUUAAUACGUUGAUUUGUCUGUGUAACGUGAACAUGUGCAAAGGGUAUGUGAUUUUGAGUAAUUGUAAAUGGUGUAUUUGAGUUUUCUUAGGUUAUUUUCACUUCACCGAUUGUCUGUCGAGUUCUGUGUAUACCGUUUGAAUGUAUUAUUAUUUAUUUGAUGAAGCACCCGCACAUCCUCCCGAACAGCACAACCUUGUAUGUAAUAUGUCAUAUGCUGCCCAACCAAAAUCAAAGUGAACACAAAGAGAUGCACACAAAUAUUUUCUAUAUGCGAGAGCCUACAUACAUAUAACGAUGUAAGAGAGCAAAGCAACCAUUAACUGUAUACUAAUGAAAUGAUUUAAAUUAUUGUGUAAUUUUAUUUAUAACCUGCAUAUAUAAAAAACAUAUUUAUCGAAUUUAUUAUGUAAUUUUCGAUUUAUUUUGAAUUGAAUAAAGAUUUUAUGAGACCUAAA
Drosophila takahashii is the source of this 14966-nucleotide messenger RNA. RefSeq names its product Molecule interacting with CasL (gene Mical). Gene Ontology annotation, molecular function: protein binding. The record is from RefSeq and is a predicted model, not a curated record. NCBI's taxonomy places the organism in Eukaryota, Metazoa, Arthropoda, Insecta, Diptera, Drosophilidae.